AUGCAAGUGCCGAACAGACCAGUCGGAGCUUACGGAUACUCUGUGCGUAAUUACGCACCAGCAUCGCUGUACCCGCAGUACCAGGGGAGCCAGUGCGCGUCAACGAAGCCUCCCAGUGGGAAAUCUUUCACUAUCGAUGCUUUGCUCGCCAAGCCGGAGGACACAAUCAGCUGCCGGACGAGUCCUACUCUGUGCGGGGAGAAAUAUCAACCAGCAGCGCCGGUUCUGCCUCUCACCGGACACGUAGGCUUACCGAUAUCAACAGCACCUUACGUCUACUCACCGGGCAUGUUGCACUCAGCGGUCCACACACAACCUGGAUAUUCAGUGUACUGCUGCCCUCCUUUCACCUACCAGUCAUCGUGCCCUGGAGCAUUUUACGCACAAGCCUCAAUGUCCAAAGUCAACGCAGGGCUGCAUUCGUUCAAAACCAAAGGUGGGAAGUCCAAACGAAUGCGCACCAGUUUCACCAGCGAGCAGCUCUCUCGGCUGGAGAAGGAGUUCGCACGGCAGCAGUACAUGGUCGGAUCAGAGAGGUUCCUCCUGGCCUCCGCUCUGCAGCUCACAGAAGCUCAGGUCAAAGUCUGGUUCCAGAACAGACGCAUCAAGUGGCGCAAACAGAGUCUGGAGCAGCAACAGGCCAAGCUGGCCAAACUGGGCCUGGCUGCCCCGCCGAAAAGUCCCGGCUCUCAAGGUCACGGAGAUGAAGGGGACGAGGAUGAGGAGUUCUCCGACCUGGACGUGGAUAUUGAUGUGUCUGAUGGCUCCACUGACCACUGCUAA
This is a messenger RNA of Morone saxatilis (striped sea-bass), 783 nucleotides long. It is a transcript of the gene noto, whose product is annotated as notochord homeobox. The coding region runs from base 1 to 783 and encodes 260 amino acids. Gene Ontology annotation, biological process: neuron differentiation; central nervous system development; regulation of DNA-templated transcription. NCBI's taxonomy places the organism in Eukaryota, Metazoa, Chordata, Actinopteri, Moronidae. Gene Ontology annotation, molecular function: DNA binding; DNA-binding transcription factor activity, RNA polymerase II-specific. The transcript is spliced from 3 exons. The record is from RefSeq and is a predicted model, not a curated record.